Phytomonas sp. EM1 is the source of this 1362-nucleotide messenger RNA. NCBI's taxonomy places the organism in Eukaryota, Euglenozoa, Kinetoplastea, Trypanosomatida, Trypanosomatidae. The record is from the annotation of a GenBank genome assembly.
AUGAUUGCCAGCCGUCCAUUAGCCACCGAGAAUGGAAUAGGGGAGGACUCCGGUAGUGCGCUCGUUACCUUCUUUACAACAACUUUCUCUAAGUCAGCGCCCGAGCAGACCUUCUCGAUUCCCCUUAAUGUCCUUCCAGAUGGUUUAAAUCAACUGUUAAAGAGCUUACUUGAGGUUGAAGAGCAGAACUUCGAUUUUAUAUACAAUGAUGAGUACAUAGGCACCUCUUUGUCGCGCUUUCUGAGGCGUCGGGGAAUCAGCCACGAACAGCUCCUCAACAUUGAGUACACGCCUGCGUUGCAGGCGAAGGAGGGCACCUUACUGCCACACGACGACUGGGUGAGCAGUGUUCGCGCUCCGUAUUGUGGAAACGCGGAGAUGCUUCUAACAAGCUCCUAUGAUCACUGUGUCCGAGUGUGGGAUGGCGAUAACUGUGUUGCUCUAGGAUCUUUUCACAAAGAAUGUGUCAAAGAAGUCUGCGUGCAUUCUAUCGUGGACUCCAGUGCGGCAACAAGGAGUGGUGAGACCCGUAAGCGGAACCGUGCCGCUGCCGCCUCAAGUGAUUUCCUCUUUGUCAGUGUUAGCAAGGAUGGUAGCUUGGCCUCAUGGCGAUAUAACGAUGCGUCGGGCCAGGUGCAGCUAGUGGGAAGCGUGCACGCCCACACCGACGGCAUCGACUCCGUUCAUGUUCUUCCCGUCGAAGGAAGCCUCGUCGUGACCGCUUCCUGGGAUGCAACAGUGAAGGUGUUUAACUGGCACCAGCAGCUCCAAAGCGGCGACGUGCUCCCUUCUAAAAAGGCACCCGUGCUCACCUUCACGGACCACACCCGCCCCGUGUUGGCCUGCCGCUUCUCGGAGUCCUGUUACCGCGGGACCGUCCGCCUCCACUCGGCCGGGCUGGAUGGCAUCAUCAAGACCUUGGACGUCGAGGCGGCGGAGAUGGUGCAGCAGUACAAGGGUGACCACCCCAUCAACGGGCUCGCUGUAAAGCCCGGCGGGGCGGAUUCAGAUCUGAUCCUGGCCGCGUGCACGGAUAACCGUGCUCGGCUUUACGAUACGCGCGGGAAGCAUGUCAUUAAGACCUUUAGCGGUGCCCGGCAGUGGCUCUACGCCGCUACCUGGCUCUGGCGGCGUGAGGAAGCGGACACAUCCGCUACCACCAAUCUCUUCGCCACUAGCAGUGAAGAUGGUACGGUGCGCGUCUAUGACCUCCGUUCGACGAGUACCGCUCUUCUCACCCUUGACACCCCUCAUACGGAUGGGGUGUUGGAUGUUGGCUACGCUGGGGGCUCCACAAUUGUCUCAUGCGGAAAAGAUAAUCGAACCAGAUCGUUUGUGGUCGCUAAGGAGGCUCUGAUUUAG